Messenger RNA from Gigantopelta aegis, 7117 nucleotides. Its product is annotated as inverted formin-2-like. The coding region runs from base 272 to 3676 and encodes 1134 amino acids. Gene Ontology annotation, biological process: actin cytoskeleton organization. The record is from RefSeq and is a predicted model, not a curated record. Lineage: Eukaryota; Metazoa; Mollusca; Gastropoda; Neomphalida; Peltospiridae. Gene Ontology annotation, molecular function: actin binding; small GTPase binding. The transcript has 17 exons.
ACAGGUUGAACAAAACGACAGACGAUAGGUCGCUUUUAUGAUCGAUCGAGCCUCAGGUUGCAGUGUAGCGCGAUGUUUAAAUGCUGGAAAAACAUGACACUUGUUCUUUAAAACUUUUUAAAAGCUGAUUUUACAAGCUUGUUCGACAAAUUCAAGAAAUUGUUGUUGCGUCGAGGUUGGUAUUAGAAGAACCCACAACGUAUCACGGACAUCUCAUUUCUAGGACUUGUUAAUUACAGAUAUCUCACUACACAGCUCGUACGAAAUCAAGAUGUUACGUCGGGCACUAAUGGAGGAAGACAAGACAAUAACAUCGGAACAACUGGAGCUGCAUUUGGAGGGUUGCAACCCACAGCAGUGUGUGAUGGUUGCCCACAGUCCGUCCAUCCAGGUGUACUAUGCACUGCGCACCAAGUUGGAACAGAGUGACGAGAUGUGGCUACAAGAGUUUAUUUCACUGGACGGUCUGAACAGCCUGUUGGAGUCGCUGUACCAGAUGACUGGCAAGUCGUUCACAAGUUUCUCCGAUGCCAUUCUCCAGCUGGACUGUAUUUCAUGUAUAAGGACGAUUCUCAACACUAAAGUGGGUCUGGAGUAUUUCUUGACCAAUGAUAAGUGUGCCAAGAGAUUAGGAUUAGCUCUUGACAUCAACAACACUCUGCCGAAGAAGCAGGUGAUAGAGAUUCUGUCUGCAGUGUGUGCCUUCAACUCACAGGGAUACCAGCGAGUCGUAGACACACUGGAACAUUUCAAGCGUGAGACGAACCAGAGCCACAAGUACAGUAUUAUCAUCAACGAGUUGAAGUCAGCUGAGACCGUCCCCUACAAGACGACCUUAUUGACGUUCAUCAACUGUCUCGUCAACUGCUGUGAAGACAUCUCUGAGAGGACACGGUCGAGAAAUGCUUUCAUUGGUCUGCAGCUGUUGGAUGUGAUGAGUUUCCUGCAACGAGAAGAGAGAGAUGAUGACUUGCAUGUACAGCUAGAGACGUUCUACCGACGGAAACAUGAAGAUGAGGCAGAGAUGGAGGCGAAGUGUAAUCUUGACCUGAGUAGUCCACAAGAUCUCACAGACAAGAUACAAGAGAAGGUUUUUGGAACUCCAAAGAUGGCUGCCUUUGUGAAUAUCCUACAGGAUUUGUUGGCUCUCGAAGUAUCAAAUAAAGGGACUAAAUUCUGGCACACUAUUGAGAACCAAAUUCAUUACCUAGUUCACAGUACUGACAACUGCACCAGUUUAGAGAAAUCCACACCAGCUGAAAUUGACUCCAUAGUAACAAAUGAAAUCAACACCUCCAGGGAUGGCAUGAUAAAAGGUGCAUCCAGAUCAUGUAUACAGAAUUCAUCGUGCCGGAAAUCUCUCACACAUAACAGUGUUUACGAGAACGUGAACGUGAACCCAAACGCUCCAAAGAUGCUGAACAAUUUGAAUACGCUAACCCCUUACAAACGAAGCUGGAAUCAUUUCAACAGUAUUCUCAAGAUGAAGGAGGCAUUUGAAGGAAAAUCUGUCUCCGGGGAUGACGUACCAUCACCAAGGACAUUGAUUCCCAUGCCGACAAAACCUAUGAAGAGUGUCAAGUGGAUAAAACUGGAAGAUAACAUUGUUGAAGCGAAUGGUAACAACAUUUGGUCGCACCAGGAGAACAUCCCUCGUGUUCAGCCGGACUACAGAGAGCUGGAGACACUGUUCAAUGAGACCAGGGUGUUUGAAGACUAUGACGAGGUUCCACUACUGAGUCAGGAUGUACGUUUAAACGUGAACCUGUUUUUAAAUCGCCUGGAAGUGGAGCCCGAGGAACUUGUCAGAAAUCUGGUGGAAGGGGAUCCAUCAAGUCUUUCAUUGCCCAUGUUGAAAUACCUGCACAGAAUUCUGCCUGAUCACGAUGAGAUUUUGAUGCUCAAGUCGUACAAUGGCAAUCUGCUGGAGCUAGGUCUUGGAGAACAGUUUCUUCUGCACCUGUCUGAUGUUCCCGACUACCGGGCUCUGAUCAGUGGUCACUUGACGAGAGCUGAGUUCACGUCCAAUAUCCAGCGGCUGAAGACCUCCCUCAAGGCGACCGUGUCUGUGUGUAAGUUUGUACUCGACAGCUCCGAUCUCAGGGAGAUACUCCAGCUCAUUCUGAAGAUUGGAAACUUCUUGAACCAUAGUCAGUACAACGGCAAUGCAGCGGGCUACAAGCUGUCGAGUCUGGGCAGACUGAGUGAGGUGAAGUCGACCAUGAUGAACCAGACACUGCUUCACUACAUCGUGCAGGUCGUCAUUGACAACGAUGAGACCAUGCUCAAGUUCUUCACAGAAAUACCUAAACUUGAAAAAGCUGCAUGCUGUUCCCCUGAAGACAUCAAGCUGGAUGUGACGAAGAUGAACCUGCAGAUGAAACAGUUCGUCCAGCAACUGUCCCGAGCUCAUCCAGCCAUUCAGGACAUCUUUCACUUCUUCAUGGAGGAUGUCAAGUCUGAAUUUAAAGAAAUGCAGUCUUCAAUAUCAGAGUUACGGAACCUUUCCCAACAGAUGGCACAGUACUUUUGUGAAUUAGAAACAGAUUUCAACCUCCAAAAAUGUCUGAAAAUAAUACUGGACUUCUGCAAAGAGAUGAGAAAAUGUAGAUAUGAAAACACACUGUUUCAAAAACAGAGGAAUUUGGCGAGGAGACGAAGUGACCAGUUUCAGCAGCAGAUCCGAUUCAAGAACAUGGCCUUACAGUUUGGUAAAGAUGCCAGAGCCAGUUCUUCAGUGGUUGAGGACAAAAAGAGAAUUCUGGAAAAGAUAAUCAACGACCUACACCGUGGCAAUUUCAGACCGGCCAUUUCCUGUCUGCUCAGCCUGCCGCUCAAUGAUCUCUCGACAAGGAAGGAAAACGUGACCGCUCAUCAGAACAAGGCCGUGACCCCUGAGUCAGAGGUCAAUCCUCUUGACCUGAGCAGUAUCAGCGUGGUGGGAACGCCCAUGGUGAACCGCCCACGCAGCGAGGCGUUUGAUGAUGAUUUCUUCGCAUUCCCUACAUCCACUGCUCGAGCUCGACCUAAAGUUCUCACUAGUUCAGAAAACAACCUUUUGGACGGAACUUCAAAAAGUCUGUGCCAGAAUUUGCUCAAGCAGAUUAAGGCAGCUGAUUCAUCAAGUCAUGUGUCUGGUCACUACCGGAGCAGAAGUGAUCUCACGGGAUCGAUUUCUGUCACAUCAAAAUGGAGGACGUACGAAGCUCUGAAACAGAAAGAGGAAUGGAUACACAACAACGGGCGUGCUCCACUGGCCAAGCCAGAAAGUCUGUGUAUGCUAGCCACCCUGAACCUCGAGGAUCAUGGGAAGACAUACCCACGAAACGAAAUGUCGGUUCACGAAGGCCCCAUGAUUAUAGCUCCUAAACCGAUCACAAGAGACAUGAAGAAGAUGGAGAAAAAAUCAUCGUUCUCCAAUUUCUUCAGCAAAAUCUCGAGGGCGGUGUUGAAACCUCGCAAUACAAACUACACCUGCUACGGGCAAAACAACACGACCCUGUUACAAAGGGAGGGAACCACACUGCUCAAUGUUGGCAGUGCGGAUUACAGUGCUUCGGAAAACAAGGAGAAUGCAGUUGUCCCCCCUUCAACGUUGGAGAAGCGGUACGCCAACAGGGAAUACAAGCGGUUUAAGGCUCAGAGACAGAAGUUGUCUCAAAACAGAAUCAAAUAAACUGAACACUGCUUGUUGAUAGCAUCGAAUAGUGCUUUAAUUGUAGACAAUCUAGAUGUUCAAAUCGUCUCUGCCGGAUCUAUCAGAAAUACCAUCGAGCUUAGAUGUGAUUAAAUUAUUUGGGCAUGUGGUUGAGGGUUGUUGCAAAUAAAAUACAGCUUGAAUGGCAUGAACAUCUAGCUUAAUGACUUUGCUCAAACAGUGUACAUGUAUUUUGUCUCAUACAUAUUGUUCUGUGCUUGCACUGUUUUCAUUUUUCAAAACUGUUUAAAAACAUUGCUGCUUAGAUGUUGGUACUGCUUUGGGAUGGUUUAUUGUGUUCUUUACUGAGUCUGUCAACUGAUGGGAAAGAAAAAGGAUUAAUAAGAAGCAUAUUAAGCUGAAAGGUUUUUCAAUUGGCUGGGAAUGUAUUUUUCUUAAAACACUUUACAAUGUGUUGUGGUAGGUUGAACUUAAUUAAUUUAGUUUAUAAAUUUUUAAGUGAUAUUUUAUGGUAUCCUACCCAAUAUAUGAAAACCAUAAUUUGUUAAAAUCAAAUGACUAGGAUUUUUCUUUCUUUAUUGCCUUGAGUUAAUAAAAAUGAAACACUGAAAAUCCAUGUCUACUGACCAGCUGUUACUAUGGGAGAUUGGAUUGCAGCAAACUGUUGGGGUUUUUUAAGUGUGAGCUUGGUUGUUAGGUUUGUAACCCCUUUGUUACACUUUUUGUCUCAUCUUUACGAAGUAAAAAUGCAAGAUAUAAGUACAUGUGUAUUACUUUUCCAAUGGAGGCAGAAACUGCAUCAACGUUUGCAUUAGCUCAACUAGAUCAAUGGAACUUGGUUUAUAGGUGCAUCUAUGAAUGUUCAUCAUAAUACAUGUGAAAACUCCUAUUGUAAAUUAAUUUUUAAAAUUUUAAAUAAAUUAUGUUUGCAUUUAUCUCAAUGUUAAAGUUUUGCAUUUGACUCCCAGUUCUCACAAACGUAAGUCCUAUAUCCAUGAAGCAUACAUGUAUGAAUGUUCUUCGCUAUGCAUGUUAAAUAUUUUAAAUAUUUAUUAAAUCAAACAAUUUAAUUUUCUUAAUUCGAUGUUUUAAAGAAGUUUCAAAUUUGUAUUAUUAAUUUGUUUUUGAAAAUGCAUUAAGAUGGACAUCUAACUAAGGAUGCAAUUAUCAGCAACACCAAAUAUGUUUAUGGUAGGGGAGACAUUUAAUUCUGUAGAAUUCUUGUUUAAAAUGUUUAACAAGGAUCCUUGUUAAAGUGUGUACAUGAAGAAUGGUUUUAUAAUUGUAUCAUUCUCCACAAUGCAUACAUCAAUAGCACAUACUAUAAAUAAUAUAUUUAAUUAUAUUUUGGUAUAUCAGAUUGUUAUAUACUGUGCAUGUUAGUUGUGAUAUGACAAGUCAUUUCCAAUAUACAGUUAUAUUAUAAAACGUUAAACCCAGUAUAGGGUAAUAGGUGUGUGUAUGUAUGGAUCAUGGGUCAUGGGUUUUAGGUCAGUACUGAACUGAGCUCUUGGAUCAUGGGUCAUGGGUUUUAGGUCAGUACUGAACUGAGCUCUUAACUAAAUGGAUUUGUAAGUUUAUUACAAAAUGGUUGUUUAUACAGUCAUGUGCAUGGUUGGAAACUAAAACAGUGAAGUGAUAAACACAGACUAAUAUUUGUGUGUAUGAUAUAUGUUGGUCCAAAUUGAAUUAAUUAUAAUACAGUAAAACCCCUUAAAACUAGACCCUCAAUAACUGAAAUUCCAACAACAUGAAUGUUUUGAGUCCCUUUUUACAUUUUAGUACAAAAAAAUUACCUCUCCAAACUAUACACCCUUAAAACCAGCCUUUUUAAAUGGUUCUGUGGGUGUCCAGUUUGAAAUUAAACCUUUAUUUGACUUUAAGCUUCAGUCUGAUCAGAGUUUUUGAUCUGCUCUCUUGACGAAUAUGUUUGAUUUAUAACAUGGGGUACAUGUUAUUCAGUAUUUUCUUUCAUUAUACAUGUUUCAAAGAUGCAAGACUAUUCUAAUGUUGCAUACAUUGUAUGCUAAUCGAAGUUUAAAAACUAUAUUUCCCCGGUAUCAUGCUGUAUCCUGUAUCUGGUUGUGAUAAUAUGGUGUGUCAUACAGACAGUUAAGGACCAUUAGACCUUUAAAAAAAAAAAAAGUGUUUCUAGUUUUCCAAUCUACCAUAAUUUUAUAUAGUGACCCUGAAAUGUUUUGAUGCAAAAAAACAACAAAACAAAAUCAUGAUUCCUGAUUUUUUGCAAUCAGUAAACUAGAUUCAGAAGACCUUGGCUGAUUACGUUUCUCGAUUUGAUUAGAUUAAAAAAAAAUAUAAAAAAUAAUAAUUAAAGUUCCUAGCUACCUACCUACCCUACUUUUUUCAAGGAUGAAACCUGAAACACAAAUAUAUAUUUUUUUAGGCAUUAUUGGACUUAACAAACAUAGUUGUGACAAGUAUGUGAUCCUUUUGGAAAAUCGUUGGCGUUUUUGUGGCUGGUAUUUGUGGUAGACCCAGCAGUGUGUGUUUGUAUUGCAAGGUUGUUUUGCUCAGUCUUUCUCAAAUGUGAGGUUUAUAAUUUGCUUUUAUAAUUUAUUGUUGCAAUUUGUAUAUAGUUAGUGUAGAUUCAGCUCAACUCCUUUUAUUUUAUUUUUUACUUUAUGUUUUGCUUAAAAGGAAUGUUUUUUCUUGGAUCACAAGAUAGUGAUACUUACCUUAAAGGUGUUUGAAAAUGGCAUAGUUAAAAUCUUUGUACAAGUUUUGUUACCUUUAUACAGAACUGUACUUUAAAAUUCAUCAACAAAAUGAUGUAAAAACAAAAUUGUGAUUCUUUUUAUACAUGUACCUGACCUGUUGUCAAGUGCAACCAAAGAGAGGUCAAGCUUUUUUUCAUUAUUAUGUUUUCAUACAGUAACAAUGACCUCUCCAGUUGCACUUGCUGAAAGGUCAGGAUAAGUAUUCAUGAGAAGAGAAAAUUAGUUUUCUUCAUUUUAUUAAUGCCUGGUUGUGAUACUGGUUGUGUUUCAUGAAUGAUUUUAAGGCUUUCCAUGCUUUUGUGUUUUUCUAGUCAUCUUUUUACAUAUUGUGUUAAACUGCAUUGACUGCUUAUUAUUGCAUUUGUAUCUGGAUUGAACAUUCAGAAUUAUCACCACCUCAUUCAUUACCUCAUCCCCUUUACUAUCCUACCAUUAACAUAAUCUUUAUUCUUGAACAUUUUCGUAUACAGUAAAACUCUUCAAGACAGUCCUGUUAAUAGAAAUGUCUCCCUAAUAAACCAGAAUUUCAUGCGAACUAGUACAGUCUAUAAUGCCAGUUGUAAUUAAUCAAGAACUGUUGUGAUUGAUACCAUUCACCAGAACUAAAGUAAAGUUUGUUUUAUUUAACGACUCCACUAGAGCACAUUGAUUUUUUAUCUUAUCAUUGGCUAUUGAAUGUCAAACAUAUGGUCAUUCUGACACUUUUUUAGAGGAAACCCAC